AUGCUAAAGGAAAAUCAUGAUGAUUCUAAUGAUGACUAUGACAAAGACGAAAAGCAACAGAAAUAUUCCAAGACACUCUAUUUGGUGCUGAUGGUUGGCGCUUUGUCAAUCUUUCAUCAUCAAGUCAAUCUAGUCUUUUUUACCCCAGCAGUGUUACCAUCCCAACGACAAAGGACCCCCGUCAGAGCAGUAUCGAAUCGUUAUCGCCUGUCGUCGUCUACAGAAGAGGAGGAUGGUUCAGCCUCAGUCAGCAAAGCUAUCGACACUACCAUGCAAAGUGUUCCAAGAACCAGUGCCAUUCCAAGCAACAGGAACGACAGCAACGGCAGCAGCACGAUUCGAAUGUCAUCAUCUGAGCACAAUGAAGAGGAAUGUUUAAGAAGAAAGUGCCAUCCACAAGACAAACAUUACAAUAUCAUACUCUUGGAUCACUACGAACAGGCUGGACUUGGGGAUCGACUCUUUGUCUUUCGCAGGCUAGCACUUUUGGCAGCUUAUCUGUGUGCCAAGCUCUACGCUCCUCCACCUUACACCAUGUUGGCAAGCUUUCACAAUGACGACCAACCAGUCCCAAAGAAUCUUAGUUGGGCGGAAAUGGAAGACAUUUGGUUCCUAGAUGACAAUUCCAGUGUUUUAGUUACCUAUGAGUUGGAUCCAGUGGACGAAUAUUAUCAUGAUGAUAGUAGUACUACCACUACUAUCGAUCAAGAAGCCUUUCACUUGAAUGAAUACUUCAAGGAUGAUCCAAAGUACUCCAGCUGGCUCCGAUUGCGAUUCAAUGACCAUGGCAGCAACCUAGAAAAAGUAUUUGAGAAUCAAGUGAAACGACUGGAUGACUUUGUCACUGAGCAACAGCAACAUGACAAACCACUCAAGAAGGGUUUCAUUUGGGAAGUGUAUCCAGUCUUGUACCACUACUACGAUGCUUUUGACAAGUGGAGAAACCAUACAAUGGAAAAGGACGGGGUUUGCCCGUACACGGAACACUUGAAGUCCACCGCCUCGCAUCAAGUGAAAAAUAGAAUUGUCCAGUUUCUACAGGAACAGUAUCCGGAUUCCAGCCACUUUGUACCACUUCACAUUCGCAGAGGUGACACGAAGGAUGUAUGCGACACGUCCCUUGCGAAAAUGAACGAGUUCUUGUCUUGUUCUUUCGCAGGCUUUGCUCCUCGUGGGAAGGUUGUAGUGCUACUGGCAACAGAUGAACGCGAUAAUUGCUAUCGUCAAGCUAUCCAUACCAUGAUUGAAGACCUUGGACAUGGUUUUUUGGACUUGGAUACCCUUGUUUGGGACGUCCUUCGCGACAUGUUUGCCCAGACCACAAAUGCCUACCUUCUGAACAACAUGUUUGUAUACAAAGUCAUUUCAAAUAUCCGGGACGAUGAUCGAGUCCGUACUGCAUUGGAGAAACGAAGGGAUCAAUGCCCAGACUGCCAGUCACUACUAGCUACAUUUCUCGUCGAUAGUACUACUAGUACUUCCCACGGAACUGGCAGUUCAGUGAGCCAUUUGCGACCCUCCAAUGGACUUGCCGUUGAAUCCACAAGGAUUGAUUUGCAAGCAGUACUAGAGGCUUAUGAAGUGUGUUCAAAACAAGCAGAACAAGAUACUGAAUGA
Molecule: messenger RNA, 1617 nt
Organism: Cylindrotheca closterium
Lineage: Eukaryota; Bacillariophyta; Bacillariophyceae; Bacillariales; Bacillariaceae
Source: the annotation of a GenBank genome assembly